Molecule: messenger RNA, 1638 nt
Organism: Gongylonema pulchrum
Lineage: Eukaryota; Metazoa; Nematoda; Chromadorea; Rhabditida; Gongylonematidae
Source: the annotation of a GenBank genome assembly
AAGGCGUUGGAAUCGGGAGUCGAUUUACGCCAGUAUUCAUCGGAGCUGCACGAACAGUUGCGCACCGCGCAUUCGUUGGCUGUCAAGGAUUGCAUCGAACAAGCGGAAAAAUUGGCUCAGCUGCACACCGAAAUUACGGCUUGUGACGAUGCUUUUGCCAAUGCUUUUUUUGUCAAUAUUUGGUUUUUUUUCCAGAGACUUGAAGACAUGCUACAAGGAUUCCAGUCCGAGUUGGGCACCAUUUGUUCGGAUAUGAAGAGGCUGCAGCAACAGUCCAUUGAUAUUAGCCAGCAGUUGCAAAAUCGACAGCAAGUACGAGGAGAAUUGAGUCAAUUUGUGGAUGAUAUGGUCGUUCCAAAUAGUAUGAUACAAGCAAUUGUUGAGCGCGACGUUGGUGAUCGAGAAUUCCUGGAGCAACUGCAUGAGCUGCAACACAAAUUACAGUUUUUGAAGGCUCAGGAAUUUCGCGAUGCGAAGGCAGCAUGCGAUGUGCACGACGUUGUCGAAAAUUUGAAACUUAAAGUGAGCGCUGAAGCUUUAUUUGUCUACAGAAACUUAUUUUCUCAAGCAUUUGCUUGCGAUGGAUCAAAUAAAAUUGUCCAUAACUUUGGGUCCUUCGUGGAAUCCUUUGGGAAAAAUCGACAGCGGCGCGUCGUAGAAGUUAUAUUUUGUAUUGCGCGAAUACUGAAACGAGCAGCGCAUGAGAAUACAAGACAUUUUCCAAGUUUACUGGAUGAAAUUUUUAGGUUUUUCUACGAAUUCUUGCUUGCCAAUGAUCGACAAGUAGCUCGAGAACUUACUGUUUGUUGUAAAAAUUCGACCGCAAAAUUGUCAUUUGUUUGGGUUGGGCAUCAUCGUUUUUUUUUUUUUUUUUUUCGACGGUUCCAGAAAUUGCUGUUGUUUCAGGUGCGCGAUGAAUAUAUGGAGGUGGUCAGUAAAAUGUUUUUCACUUAUUUCAAAACGUAUGCUUCUCGCCUGUUUCGCUUGUUGGUAAGCUGCUUUAUUCCUUUUAACAUUAUUAUCGAGCGUACAUUACGUCCAGUAACGAUCUAAUUGCAGCUGACUGACGCGGCGACCAAAGAUGAUUUGCUGGGCGCUGAGGAUACUGUGAAAUCAGUUGGUUUCUUCAGUUCGAAACCACAGGUGCGAAAUCGAGCUACCGUUUUCUCGCUGGGUCAUCGAGACAGCCUGUUAACAUCCGAUUUCAUGGCUCCACUCAUCGUGCCACACGUAGCGCAGCAAACAAACGAGCGCAUCAAUGCUUCUCGUAGUUUAAGAAUGCAAACUUCCUUGUGGCACUGUGAAAAAUUCCUGUUGUUUUUAUCUACAUUUGCUACUGCGCAACAUAUGGAUUUGCAGUUUCAAUUUGAAAGUCUUUUCCGAAGUGUUCAGUUUGCACUGGUCGAUCAUUCCUCGCAUGAAUUCCUGUUCAUAUCAGAUUUUUUCAUGGUCAGUGGGCAGUCUGCGGUGGAACUGUUCAACGAGCUUAUGAUGCGUACGAUAACGACGCUUCUUAAAUCCAGUGAGGAGCAUAUAUCUGGUAAUUAUGAUGCGAUAUCUCUAUACAUCUGCAUCUGUCUGUGUGCGAAAUACAAGGAGCUGAUGAUUGAGCGAGGCGUUCCAUCGAUGGAAAGGUAA